Molecule: messenger RNA, 2739 nt
Organism: Sinocyclocheilus anshuiensis
Lineage: Eukaryota; Metazoa; Chordata; Actinopteri; Cypriniformes; Cyprinidae
Product: glutathione S-transferase C-terminal domain-containing protein-like
Exons: 13
Coding region: 130-2088 (652 amino acids)
Cellular component (GO): cytoplasm
Source: RefSeq, a predicted model, not a curated record
UCGGUUUAUAGUCGGACUAUUUUUAAUGUAACACGGAGAGUUUCACAUGUGUUGCCUAGUGGGUGUUUUGCUCAAUUCAAACAUUAUUUCAUGCUCUUCAUGUGGUCUCCCCUCCACUAGACUGUCAGAAUGAAGCAAACUGAGCCACAAAAGGACAGAGAGAGCCUCUAUCUGGAGGUGUCCGCUGUGAACGGAGCCGUGUCUCUACCCCUGCACUCCUCUAUCGUCCUCUUCCUCCUGUCCUACACAGAGUGCUCAUCUUUCCAUGUCUAUCUGGUCACAGAUCGAGCAGACAUCUUACAGUCCCUGUCAGGUCUGGUGCCUGGGGGUCUGGCUGUCUCUGACGUGAGGAGAGACGAGCUGCCAGGGCUGGUAAGGAUGUGCCGUCUGCCGGCUGCGCUGGAGCCUGGUGCUUGCUUUUGCAGAGCCGGCCUGGCUGUCGUACUGAGACACAUCAUUCAGAGAACAUGCCAGCUGAUGCCAGGCCGUAGGGAUGUAGCGUCACUCUUGGGCUUCAAGAAUACCUGUCUCAAGGCUUGUGCCGAGGUGAGUCAGUGGACUAGAUUGUGUGAGCUGGACAUUCCCUCUGCAGUGGAGGAACACUUACGAAACCCUGAAGACCAGAUGUAUCGACUUCCUGCUGCGAUCCUGAACUUAGAGAAGAGGCUAGGGGAACCCGUCAAAGUCCACAAUGAUGACAAGAUACGCCGACAGAAGCUACAACAGCAGAAGAAGAGCGAUUCUCAUCUAAAAGGCCCUAGUACAGAGAUGGAGAGUCGUCCGAAUGAAUCACAUCCAGGUGUUGAGCUCUCUGCUGCUCUGGCAAAGCUCUCUGCAGAUGCAGUUCCUUCUCCCGCCACCAGGGAGCGCUCUGACAUCAGGAAAGUCAAGACCACAGAUCUGCCAGAGCUGGAUCAUGUGUUUGCAGAAGGGCUGUAUUUCACCCUCACCGAUGUCGUCCUGCUGCCCUGCAUCCAUCAAUACCUGAUCUUGCUCCAAAAGCACACCCCCUCCACCCUUUCCCAUCUCCCCUUGCUGCUGAGAUGGUACCAGCGUGUACAGGAGCUCCCCAGCAUACUGAGGGCCGCAAAGGAUUGUGAGAUGGCCCUCCUCAGUCUCAGCACAGCUGACCCUUGCCCUCCCCAGCCGGAGAAUCCACAACCCAGUGGAGCAGAGCAGGAAGGGCCACAACUCAAGCAAGAGCCCUUCAUCGGGGGACCGCGACCAACUCUCACCAAACUGCAAGAGAAUGGGAUAGAUGCUGUUUACGCUGCUCACCCUUGCCCUACAUGGACAGUUGAUUGGGAGAGCCUGCCGGCAGCUGUCAACCCCACUGAAGGUAAGAUGUCAGACGCCCGCGCCGUGCGCAAACAACAACAGCUCAACAACCUGGUUGCCAUGGUGACGGAGCUGGCCCACCCUGGGCACACAGUGGUGGAUUUCUGCAGCGGGGGGGGGCACGUUGGGAUUGUUUUGGCGUACACGCUUCCUAAAUGUCAGGUUAUUCUCAUUGAAAAUAAAGAGGAGUCACUGGUCAGGGCCAGAGACCGAAGCUCUCAGCUUGGAUUGACAAACAUCGGCUUCGUCCAGGCAAAUCUUGACUAUUUUACUGGAAACUUCAACAUUGGGGAAAUGGUUUUUCUUGUGUUUGUUUCUGGCAGUAAUGAGAUGUUUGGGCCUGCAGCCCUUGGCCUCAUCUCCACAGAGAGCUGCGGAUGCAGUAUUGAGCUUCACACGCGGCCGAAGUUGGGGGAUUAUCUGCUGCCCACACAAAGGGGCUUUAUCAAACCUUUACUGUUUCCCAAAACUAAUACCUCUAUUCUGCCCCCCUCUGUCUCUCUCCACAGCGCGAGGUUUACAGAGACUCUGAGCUAUAAGGAGCACAUGGUCCUGUGCAGGUUUGCAGACCAGACGGCUGUCAGUUUACCCCCAGAACGACGAUUAAUCGGGAAGCGCUGUAUGGGACUGGUGGACUUGGACCGCAGUUGGGCCGCCGAGACUCAUGGGUAUUCUGUGAGGGUGAUGACCAUGGUCCCCGAGGGCUGCUCGCCUAAGAACAAUAUGUUGGUGGGGAUACCGACAAGAUAACACUGACUCAUGAGAAAUAGCCACGUUAUGUCAGGACUACAAAUACCUCCAUGAACGGGAGUUCACUGUUUUUUGUAUAUUCCAUGAGAUGCUUGAUGUUACUUCUUGAGUUUUUACUUUGGACAAUUUAUAUUUGUAAGCAUUUCAUUUUAAGUGAUAGUUCACCCAAAUAUUAACAUUUUGCAGUCAUUCUGAUCUCCUUUUUUUUGUGAAACAAAAAUGUUAGUCACUCUUUUCAAUACAAUGGUAUGAUGACAAGAUUUUAAUUUUUGGGUGAACUAUUCCUUUAAUUGUUUUCCUUUGAUCCAAAAGCAUUGAUUGCAUGGAUCAAUGUAUUUGCACAUACACACUUGAAUCAUGGUUUGAUCUAAUUGUGCAAUCAGUAUAUUUGUUUUUUAAUUCAGAUUUUUAAAAGGCUUUUAAACUUGACUUCAUCUUAACAAUUAGAGGGAUUUUUAUUUCAGUAACAUCUUGAUUUACAUGCCAGGGGUUUGUUUGUAAAAAGAGUAAAAAACCAGCAUGCCCCUCAAUAAAUUAAACAUGAUUUCAAAUGCCGUUUGCAAAUGAGACACACUGAAUUGUGUAAAAGCACCUUACACCCUUUCCUCCACCAUUAUCGUGUAUUAUGCACAAAACAAAGGAGUCUCAAAA